AUGCAAGGAUUCUCCGACCCCUCGCCGCGCAUCUUCACCAGAUCUCCAGGACCUGAGCUCCAACGCGGCCGGGAGAACCGUAUUGUAAUCUACCCCGGAUGUUUCAAUCCACCACAUGCAGGUCACGCCGCGCUUCUCUGGCACACCUAUCUAAACACGGAUGCGAAUACCAUCGCAGUCAUGAUCUUUGCUCUCAGUGACGACUGUCUAGAUUUCAAAGAUCAUGUUACUGACAACAAGGGUAAAGCGUUCAUACUCUCGCACUACCAGCGCCGCGAACUCUGGAAAGACGAGGUGCUAGGGAGAUUCGCGUGGGUAUUCCCAGAGGACGAUGACGACAGGUUGGACAUGUUUAUGGCAACAGUCAAGCGGUUAGCGAAGUUGGGUGGCUUCAAAGUCUCCUUUCCAACGCUGUACGGAGGCGACCACAUCACCCAGAAGAGUAUGGCCAACGGACUGUGGGGUUGGGAUGGCAGGACGUGCGUUAGCAGCGAUGUCACACGACCCAUGGACUUUGUGCCUGAAGACGGCAGUGGCCUGCUACAGUUGGAAGAAUGUGAGAAGUGGAAAGAGAUGAAGAACGAAGGCCAAGAAUGGACAGGCAAGGAUAAUGCAACUCCAGAUUGCUGGCCGUGCUGGCCGUGCUGGCCUUGCGCCAAGAUGCGCAAGGUCUUCCCUGAGGGUGUCCUGAAAAAUGGGUCGUUCUCGUUCGACAUAAGGGCUUCAAAGCACCCGCUCGCGACUAUCUUAGCCCAUUGUCACUUCACCAAGAACACACUUCAGUGGACACGCUUGACCCGCAAACGCGGCUACAUCAUCUUCAUCCCUAGCAAUCGGAACGCCAAUCCUCCUUCUCCUACGGCUUGUCCCACAAUCAGUGCCACGGCGAUCCGAGAGUCACUUCUGAAACUUGAAGUAGCGACGCAGCAGUUUCGCGACGAGAUCAACUACACGGUACCAAACGGUGCCUUGCUUUGCAUAUACAUGGGCUUGGACCGUCUUUGGAAGGACAACGGAACCUAUGAGCAGUUGAUAGGCGGCAAGCGUUGUGAGGACGAUUUAUGGUUGGAAAAACUGAGGAAGAAGCAAGCACACGAGGAUGGAAAUAAGCUAAGGCGAAGGUCGUCAUCUCUUUGA
Molecule: messenger RNA, 1137 nt
Organism: Alternaria conjuncta
Lineage: Eukaryota; Fungi; Ascomycota; Dothideomycetes; Pleosporales; Pleosporaceae
Exons: 2
Coding region: 1-1137 (378 amino acids)
Source: RefSeq, a predicted model, not a curated record